CUUAGAUGAUGAAUUCGUGUAAAAAAACGACUAAAUACUUCAGGGAUCAGGAGACAGGUUGCCAGAGGCAUCUGCAGGAGCCAAGCUUAAUGGCAAAAUAAUACAAUAUAAUAUAAAUCACCAGGCACGGACCGGGCAACGACGUCAAAACCCAUCGAGCGGGGUGUGAAACCGAAUAAAAGUAUCAAAAGGAGAGAAAGAGAAUAAGAUCUUGAAUGCAAGACGAAAACCGAGAUCACAUUAUGGCCCCCAUUGGCUCCCUCCGUCCAAAAAUAUCCCUGUCAUGCUUUUCAAUGUCAGUGACAAUCCGGCAUGAUGGACGAUGUUUGGUUCAUACUAUAUUUUCCAGAUUAUCCUUAAUCAACUCACCUCCGUCGUCAAACCACCCCCUAAAUCCACUCUUCGCACCAAUUAUUAUUGCCCACCCUCCCCCUGGAAAUCUAGUUGAUUCCUUCGAGCCGCCCCCCCACAUCCUGCGCGAAACGCUCUGAGGUGCAAAGGAGGGGAAAAGUUACUCUUCAUUGGCAGGGCGCAAUCAUGGCUGAUAGUGAUCGGAAGCGCCCGCAGUCCGACGAUCCCCAACCGCAACCUGCAUGCGAUGCUAUGUCUCCCUCGAAACCGUCAAGGAGCCAUGCCAGUCAGAAUGAUGACGUUGGCGACGAGAGUGACGGGCGGCGCGUAUUCUCGCUAGCCCUGCGCGACAACGUCCAAAAGGCACACGCUCCUCCCGACAAAAAUGAUAGCGACAGUGACGAUGACGAUUACACCUCAUCCUCCGGGAGUGAUAGUGAUGAAGACGACGAGGUCGACAAUGAGGAAGACGACCAAGAUCGUGAUGUAAAAAGUGACAGUGGCUCUGAUCACUCUUUUCCGCGCAUACCUGCUCUACAAAAACCUCAAAUACAUCGUAUCGAGAAAAACCCUGAUCUCCUCUCCCGACUGUCUGCGUUUCUUCCACAAAUGAAAAGUGCCAAUGAUAAACUACAGCAAGAGAUAGAGGCUGGGAGGGGGAAGGACCUGAGGCUGGACGAGGUGGAUGAUCAAACUGAUGGCCAAUAUAUUGAAAUGAACCUGGGCCUAGGCGUCCUGGAAGAGAAACGCCCCGCCGACGGCGUCGUCCCUAGUGCAAAGAGCGAAGGUUCGGACGAAGGCCCUGCAGAAAAACCACACCCGAAUGCGCCAUCCGAGUCGAACGUCUUGGAAACGCUGAUGGGAAACCAAGAUACUACAUCGUCGAAAAAGCCAACCAUUGAGGAAAUGAACGAAUAAAACACAGUAAACGUGGGAUUGGGUUGCAUGGACGGCGCUUACGGAUGUGAUAUGUUUUCACCUACAUAUUGGAUGGGCUUUUUGUGUGUUCAACUUACUGUACGAUAUAUUCUCUGCUUGGCCUUUGGUGUGAGUCCUCGACGUGGGAUCUAAAAGUUUUUUGUUAUAUCGUCACUAGAAGAAUAGACUAGAGUAAUUGUAUGG
Molecule: messenger RNA, 1473 nt
Organism: Aspergillus pseudotamarii
Lineage: Eukaryota; Fungi; Ascomycota; Eurotiomycetes; Eurotiales; Aspergillaceae
Product: NOPCHAP1/New4 family protein
Exons: 2
Coding region: 538-1269 (243 amino acids)
Biological process (GO): box C/D snoRNP assembly
Source: RefSeq, a predicted model, not a curated record